Messenger RNA from Saimiri boliviensis boliviensis (Bolivian squirrel monkey), 1250 nucleotides. RefSeq names its product aquaporin 6 (gene AQP6). Gene Ontology annotation, cellular component: apical plasma membrane; plasma membrane. Lineage: Eukaryota; Metazoa; Chordata; Mammalia; Primates; Cebidae. Gene Ontology annotation, biological process: carbon dioxide transport; transmembrane transport; water transport. The record is from RefSeq and is a predicted model, not a curated record. Gene Ontology annotation, molecular function: nitrate transmembrane transporter activity; water channel activity.
AUGGGGCAGCUGCAGGCCACAGUGUCCAGUGUCCUUGGUGGGAGCCAGAGAAGCCUUCACAGAGAGCAAAAGCCAGAGUCAGCCAAAGACAGGAGACCAGAAGAGACAGAGGAGAUCCGAGACCAGAGGAGCAGAGAAGAGGCCCCAGAGCAAAGCAGGAAAGAGCCAAGGCACCAGGACCUGGAUGCAGCGCAGCUAGGCGGCCGCGGCUGGGCCAGUAUGUUAGUGUGCAGGCUUUGGAAAGCCAUCAGCAGGGCGCUGUUUGCAGAGUUCCUGGCCACGGGGCUGUAUGUGUUCUUCGGCGUGGGCUCCGUCAUGCGCUGGCCCACAGCGCUUCCUUCCGUGCUGCAGAUCGCCAUCACCUUCAACCUGGUCACUGCCAUGGCUGUGCAGGUCACCUGGAAGGCCAGCGGGGCCCACGCCAACCCCGCCGUGACGCUGGCCUUCCUCGUAGGCUCCCACAUCUCUCUGCCCCGAGCUGUGGCCUAUGUGGCUGCCCAGCUGGUGGGGGCCACGGUGGGGGCUGCUCUGCUGUAUGGGGUCAUGCCGGGAGACAUCCGAGAGACCCUUGGGAUCAAUGUGGUCCGGAACAGCGUCUCAAAUGGCCAGGCGGUGGCCGUGGAGCUGCUUCUGACCCUGCAGCUGGUGCUCUGUGUCUUCGCUUCCACCGACAGCCGCCAGACCUCCGGCUCCCCCGCCACCAUGAUUGGGAUCUCUGUGGCACUGGGCCACCUCAUUGGGAUCCACUUCACCGGCUGCUCCAUGAACCCUGCCCGCUCCUUUGGCCCUGCCGUCAUCAUUGGGAAGUUCACAGUCCACUGGGUCUUCUGGGUGGGGCCCCUGACGGGAGCCCUCCUGGCCUCACUGAUCUACAACUUCAUCCUGUUCCCCGACACCAAGACCCUGACCCAGCGGCUGGCUAUCCUCACAGGCACCGCAGAGGUGGGGACAGGGAGAGGGACAGGGGUGGAGCCCCCAAAGAAGGAAUCCCAGCCCUGUUCGGGAGCCGUGGAGAUGGAGAGUGUGUGUGAAACAGCCUAGGCCUGGCCGCGCCCUCGGGCUCCCUGCCUUGCAGGGCCUGCCUGGAAGUUCUCCCUGGGGAUGGCGGGAGGGGGAGGCUUGACCUCUUGUCCUGACCAGGUGGGCUGGAGGGGACAAGCCCUAUCCCUGGCAUUACCUUUCUGGAUAGAAUCUGGGAGUAAGCUGGGCGCAGUGGCUCCCGCCUGUAAUCCCAGCACUUUGGGAGGCCA